AUGAGGGACCAAGAGUCUGCGGAGCGAUUCAAGCUCAACGUGACAGUCCUUUCUGAAGACCGCAGCCGUGAGGUCCAUUUUCGACCUGAUCCACAUCAGCCCGGGAAGCAGUCAAGAGAGGUCAUUAUGUGGCAUCGAACGCUUAAGCUGGCUGACAACGUUCACGUGUAUGAGUCGCCGGUGGGAGAGUUGCGAGUUGUGAAGCAGGUCUCCAAGAAAGACAGCAGGCUUGCGAAGUCCGCCUCGGAGUUGGAUGUUCUGGGACAAGUCUCAAGUUCAAUGGAGCUCCAAGACAAACAGCUCUUUGUUCAUUUCCAUGGAUGGUUCCCAUCAACGGAUUAUAUAUGCCUCAUGAUGGAAUAUUGUACUUUUGGAGAUAUCUCCGAGUGCUUUCCCAGUCCGCUUCCAGAAGUCGAAACUCGGUGUAUAUGCGAACAGCUGCUUGAGAGCUUGGCUGUGUUACAUGGAUUGGGCAUCACUCAUCGAGAUAUCAAACCGCAGAAUGUUCUCGUCGUUCAAAGGGAUCCGAUCCGGGUUAAAAUCGCAGAUUUUGGAAUAAGCAAGCGGGCACUAGAGGGUCAAACCGAACUGCGAACACAAAUUGGAACGCAAGGCUACAUGGCCCCAGAGAUAUUGGGACUUGUUGAUGAAGCGAAAGAAGAUUCAACUUAUACCUGUGCUGUGGAUAUCUGGUCCCUCGGCUGUCUGCUAUUUUACCUCCUCACCAAGCAGACGCCGUUCUCCGAGUAUGAGUCUCUCCGAGAUUAUGUCAAGGGAUAUACCACCUUCCCGGAUACUCAUUUGAUUGAAAAUAGUACCAGCCCUUCAGUCCAGAAUUUCAUUAAUCGUUUGUUAGCACCUUCUCCUGAAGAUCGUCCGGAAGCCUCGGUUGAUCUAGUGGUCGACUGGGUCAUUGAGCAAGAUGGUAUCAGCUUACCCAAGUUAACUUCUACGAUGGAGGCCCCAAAAGACAUGGAGACUCACCAUUAUGAGGCGCAAAAUACCAUCGUGGAUGAUCAAGCAUCAUUUGUCUCCGACCCUCCCGUCCCUCCCGUCGCUGUACAACCGCCGGGAGACCUUGCCGUCAUACGUGAUCCUGAUGUAGAGGAGGAAAUGAACUUCUAUUCUUAUGAGCUAUGGCAUGUGAUCAAGUCGACAAAGAGCAAGACAGCCGGCGCAAAUCGAUUGUUGCCCAUUCUCGACCAGGGUGCUAAUCCGAGUAUACUACAUGAAGGAUAUAAUGCUCUCCAUCUCUCUGCAGAAUAUGCAAGUGCUGAGUGGGUCGAGCUACUACUUACAUACGCCGCUGAUGUGAAGAAGUGCACAAGGCCACGUCGCGAAACUGCACUACAUUUGGCGACAUGCCAACGUGACCUUGAAACGUACUUGGAGAAGUUUGUGUUGCUUCAGAGCCACGGAGUAGAGUUGGAUGCUCAAAAUAAUGAUGGGGAUACUGCACUUCAUUUGGUAAUUGCAAGAUUUGGGUCAAUAAAGCCGAUUGAGGCACUGCUCGCUGCAGGUGCAUCCACGGAGAAGAAGGGAAGGAGAGGACAUACGCCUCUCAUGUACGCGAUUUACCUGGACCGAGAAGAAAAGGCUCUUGCCUUAUUAAAGGGAGGUGCCAACGUGAACUGUGAAGACGAGAAUGGCCGCACGCCGCUGCAACUCGCGAUUGCUUCCGAUAGGAUCGGCAUUGGAUUGAUCCGACAAAUUAUCAGCGCUGGAGCUGAUAUAAACAAAGCAGACGAGGAUGGGCACAUGCCUUUAUAUCAUGCAGUCCAACUCAAGAAACGCGAUAUUGUCUACCUCCUUCUUGAUCAUGAUGCUACGUGCGAGCUUGGGGACUCGAGACUUCAGAGAAGCCUGACACAGAUGCAAAUGUGGCGGCGUUUGAGUCAACAAAACGAGGUUCCUCGUGGGGACACGGAACACGCUAUCAACGUCUUCCAGUGGAACUUUCUUGGUCUCUCUCAUAAUGAGCCAGACUAG
This is a messenger RNA of Penicillium atrosanguineum, 1989 nucleotides long. RefSeq lists its product as uncharacterized. Bases 1 to 1989 code for a protein of 662 amino acids. Gene Ontology annotation, cellular component: cytoplasm. Gene Ontology annotation, molecular function: protein binding; protein serine/threonine kinase activity; ATP binding. The transcript has 5 exons. NCBI's taxonomy places the organism in Eukaryota, Fungi, Ascomycota, Eurotiomycetes, Eurotiales, Aspergillaceae. Gene Ontology annotation, biological process: protein phosphorylation. The record is from RefSeq and is a predicted model, not a curated record.